ACUGCUUGAAGAAUAACGACCAGACACCAGAGGAUUGAGAUCGGUGCUUGUAGGUUUGACGAUGGAGGAUGAAUUCGUGUACAGGAUAAGCACAGCGAAGGAGUGGGAGUUGUUGCAAAGCAAUGGAUCCAUUUUCGGUGGGGAUCUUGACAAGUCUUCGGGUUUCAUCCAUCUCAGCAAGCUGAACCAGGUUCGGUCUACGCUAGAGAACUUUUUCACCAACACCAAAUUGGAACUCUACCUGCUUCAGAUUGAUGCUAAAAAGCUUGGCGAUGGUUUGAUAUAUGAAGUUGUGGAUGGCACAAAUAGCUUCCCUCAUUUCUAUGGACCGUCUCGAAGCUUUGCCCCUCUUCCUCUGGAUGCCGUGACAAAAGCAGAGAAGCUGUGUCUCUCAGAUGGUAAAUUCAGUUGCAGUUUGUUUGAUUAACUCUUGUACGAGGGUAAUGAAAGCAAUUACUUUCCUAUGUUACUUGUAAAAGAAAGGAUUGUACGCCACUAACGAAUAAUUGAAAAUAAAUGAAUUGAAUCAUCUUAAGUGAUA
Arachis duranensis is the source of this 541-nucleotide messenger RNA. RefSeq lists its product as uncharacterized. The transcript is spliced from 3 exons. The record is from RefSeq and is a predicted model, not a curated record. Bases 62 to 427 code for a protein of 121 amino acids. NCBI's taxonomy places the organism in Eukaryota, Viridiplantae, Streptophyta, Magnoliopsida, Fabales, Fabaceae.